Messenger RNA from Paramecium octaurelia, 826 nucleotides. Lineage: Eukaryota; Ciliophora; Oligohymenophorea; Peniculida; Parameciidae. The record is from the annotation of a GenBank genome assembly.
AUGUUUUCUAAGAAAAUUAAGAAAUAAGAAAUUAAGUUGAUUGACAAUGAUAAAGAAGAUGAUUAAUUAUAGCAUUCUAAUGUUAAUCAGCAUCCAUAAAUAGAUAAAUCAAUUUAGAAAUAAAAAAGAGUUGGAAUCAAUGUUUAACAAUUAGCCAAAGAAAAAUAGAUCUCUUAAAAAAAAUCAGCCACUAAUAAUGAAAGAGAAAGAAAUUUCCUUAAUCAAGAUUCCGCUCGAGGAUUAACGAGCAUAAACUAUAUUAAGUAAAAAACUGAAAAACCAGAUAAACUCAUGGAAAAAUAUGUCUAAGAAAAAAUUAAGAGCGUAGAUCCCUUAGCUUUUUGUGGUCAAGUUGAGAAUAUAUAAGAUGAAUAAUAAAGAGAUGCUGAACUUUUAGAAGAAAUUCGUGAGGUAUAUUAUUUGCUUCUAUCUCUUUUAAGACUUAAGCCAAAUUUUUAUCAAAAAAUGAAGAAAAGGACCCAUCUUUCUAUGUCGGUGGUAUUAUCCAAGUCAAUUUAUCUCUUGAGUAAUAUUUUAAUCUUAUCAUUUAGAGAAGAAGCUUAAAAGCUAGCAUAAAUGGAGGAUUUAAAAAGAGAUCAAUACAUCUAAACCAUUAUUCAAGGAAAACCAAAAAGAGCAGCACCUGUAGUUGUACAUCCAGAUGAAGAAGAAGAUAAGGAGACGAAAGCGUUCAGAGAACUUAAAUCAAAGUUUUACCAAAAAGGAAGAAGUAUAUUUAUUCAAUUAAAUUUUAGUUUUUAAAUACUAACAAAUGAAAAAAACAAUAGACAAUAUUAAACCAGAAAUCGAAUAAUCAAAAUCAUGA